Paramecium sonneborni is the source of this 521-nucleotide messenger RNA. Lineage: Eukaryota; Ciliophora; Oligohymenophorea; Peniculida; Parameciidae. The record is from the annotation of a GenBank genome assembly.
AUGCAGAAUUCUUAAAUUAUAAAUGAAUUGUAUAGAACAUAGAAAUUGAGCUUUUGUAUUUCAUUAUAUAAUAUACAUUUUCAUCAAUAUCAAAAAUCAUUUUAAUCAAUACUAAGUUUUGUAUCGAUUUUUCUGAUUUUUGAAGUAUUAAUAGUAGGAGCAUCAAAAAAUAAGAAUUAAAGUUACUUUAGUAGGGCUUAAACUUUUUCAAAGUUAAGUACACAUACAAUCUUGUAAUCCAAAUUAUUAUUAGAUUUAGGGAGAGUGUAUAUCAAAUUAGAUAAUAUGAACUACUAUGAACAAUCUAAAUAAUAAGUGGAAAUUUGUAAGUACAAUUAUAUACAAUUAUAAAAAGUUUCUUUUUAAGAGGAAUAUUGAAUAAGGAUAUAAGUUCUUUUAAAUUUAUAUAGAUACAUUGUUAAAAUGGAGAAAGUUUGGAUUUUGUUUCACAAUUAAUGCAUAGCCAUAAUGUAAGAAAAUUGGUUAUGUAAAUUGACAAAAAGAAAAUUUAAUGAUAGGAA